This is a messenger RNA of Hylaeus anthracinus, 7967 nucleotides long. Its product is annotated as polyhomeotic-proximal chromatin protein-like. Gene Ontology annotation, cellular component: nucleus. NCBI's taxonomy places the organism in Eukaryota, Metazoa, Arthropoda, Insecta, Hymenoptera, Colletidae. The transcript has 14 exons. Bases 3966 to 7043 code for a protein of 1025 amino acids. Gene Ontology annotation, molecular function: zinc ion binding; protein binding. The record is from RefSeq and is a predicted model, not a curated record.
AACAAAAUUAAACAAUCAGAUUACCUCACGUGACUGAACCCAUUGACUGUUGACCUUUCGGGGGAAACAACGUUUGGAAUACUCGCGCGAAUCGUCAACGAUCAAUGGAUUAAUUUAAUAUUUUAAGUACGCUAUUUAUGUCGGACGUCUCCUUGAAGCUAUGUAUGAUCGUGGUUAUUGAUCUCGUUCAUGCAUGUUCGUUACGAAAAUACGAUACGUAACGUACCUAAUACAAUGAACGCAUGAUUUUUGCAAUGAUAUCGAUUGUUUAAGUUACCAAUAAUUAGUUCGGGAAUUUUAUGAAUUUAUGGAGUACAGUGAUACGAAAGACAUACAAAAAAUAAUGUUUGUUGAAUGGAAUCUAUGAAUAAUCUAAUUAAUAUAACGAUUGAAUAUUUUGUUUUGUACGAGUGCAUAUACUUGUAUGCAUAAAGCAUGUAUUUGUCAUGUCAGCUUGUAUCGUAAAUGUAAUUAAUUAUACCCUCUGUCGCCCUCCUCUCACCAUCUUCUUUCAAAGAGCGUCUCGCUCUUUCCCUGAGAUCCAGGGAUGGUGACUCUAACGACGCGGAAGAAAAGGUUGGCGAUGGAGACUGGAGCCGGCUCGGGGCCGCGAUCCCGACAAGAAAAAUGGAAGGAAACCUGGUGACCGUCGAAAACGAUCGUCAUCGGACGCCGGAGGACCAGGCGUGGCGUAAUUACCGGUGCCCCCGGCUGCUUCCAUUUUCUACGCGCUAAUUCGCCUCCCGAUGCCCGAUCGACGGACAUCGAAUAUUAUAAUCCACGAGUGAAUCUUAAUGGGCAACUCCCCUCCUCCUCCCCCACCGCCUUCGCACGCACGAUUCCCCCCUCCUCGAUCGCGGUAUCGUUCAAGAGGAUUCGCGAGGAGGCGACGCGUGGUUGAAUUACGGAUUCCCGCGUGGCGGUGGGGAAAAUAAGGUCAGGGGUAGAGGGGUCGAAAGAGCGACGAGCGAAGAGUUGGUCGAGAAAGAGGGCAAAUGAACGGACGGAGAUGCAAGUCCGCGCGAGGGGAAAGGGGAAAGAUGACAGACAGCACGAAUGGAAAACAGAGAAGCCAAGAAGAGAUUGGAGUGGGAAGGGGACCAAUCGUCGCGACGAGUGAAAAGCUGCGUAACCCUGUCUCUUUCCCUCGUCGUGUACGUACGAGGGUUCUCGAUUCCAUCGAACCGUGUAUGCGUGUGGAGACCCACACUUUCCUCGAUCGAUGCACGUACACACAUUGGCUCGCCGCUUUGCGUGGUGGCGAGUCUCCUCCACAGAGAACCUGUCCACCGACGCAGGAACGUGCCGUGUACGUGUACGAAACAGACGUGUAUAGAUUUUCGGUACAGAUGUGAAGGGGCAGCUAUAUCGAAACGCAGAGGCAGGCAGGAUACGUAGCGGCGAGUUUCCAAGAGAGAACGCAUGCGCGACACCGCCACGAAGCGAAGCUAAUUUCUCAGUGGCGGCUCGAAUCAUUAACUUGUUACCUUGGCAACCCCGGCCGACCUAAACCAUUGGCUGUCGCUUUCUCCCACUUCCCCUUCGUACGCUCUAUCGGUCGAACAACAAACUACGCGCGCCGCCACGCUCCUUUCCACGGAAUAUCGUAUAUUUCCUAACCUAGCGCGACGUGGACUAUAGACUAUCCGUGUUUCCCUCGAUACACACACUGUAACAGGACCCAGAUACGCGGUAUACAUGUCAGAGGCACAUGCCACCGUAGGGACGUGGUUGCUGGGAUUGGCGCGGCCACGACUCUCUUCCUACCCUCGUCGCGAAACAUCCUACCGUCUCGCUUCUUUGUCGAAAUCCAUGACCGGUAUUGGAAGAUGACCGAUAAAUCGGUUGCGUUUCGCUCUUUACGUUCGAUCUUUUCGAAUACUUCGUGCCGUUUUUACGCCUAACGUCGUUUUUUAUACCAAGCACAUCUUCGGAGAUAUUAAUAAACAUAAUUAUGAUAACUGGUAGUAGACUAACGAAAUUGCAGCCGAUGAAAAUUACUCGCGAACGAAAAUUAUACUUCGAUAAAUAGCAGAGAUCUUAAACUUGUAAUCAUUCGAUACAAAAGAAGAAUCCUUUUACCCAAAUAUAGACCAUGUAGUCUGUUUAAAUCACGGUUUUGGAAAUUUAAAUCGAAUUGGGAGUACUGUGAAUUCCAGGCGCUCGAUGUAUAUUCGCGCAAACUAGCGUUGCUUCCGUUUUCUGAUGAAAAAAGUACAGAAUAUGCUCUGUACGGAUUGGGUGGGAAUCCUUUACACACACGCAGAGGACCAAUCGCGAACGAAAUUGCAUUACGGGGUUUCGAGGAGGGCAGUAUAAGCCCAACUUAGAAACAGCUGUGCCAGGAGCGUAACGAGUAAUCGCGACGUUGGAUUCACGUUUGGCGAUGGAAAUAUCGAGCUUUAUUUAUUUCCAUUCAAUCUACAUUUCCUCGCAAGGAUCAUCGACGAACACCGAACUGAGACAAUUAUUAGGAACCACCCAUCGAAGGAAAUACAGAUUUUUCUUUUUCAUAGAAAAUUUCCAGAAUGAAAAAGAACGAUUUUUGUUGCAACACAAUUUCCUGAAAUUUGCAUUUUUCAAACAGUUCCGUGUUGCAAAUGAACUACUCUGUUUGUAUGCUACGUUUACGCGUAAAUACAAAAACAACAAAAUUUAAUUUAAUUACCUUCGAUAUUUCAACUAUAACCUAAAUUUAUAUAUAAGCUCAUAUAAUUCACCUAACGUAAACAUAAAACAAAACAAAUGCAAAUAUAAUAUUCGAUAAGAAAGUCGAAUGACACGACUGUCACGUGACGGGGCGACAACGCGUCCGUGUUCGCCCCUGAUGGCAUCGUGAAGUUAUACUGCGAAAUAUUCUGCGGACUAUACCCACUCGUAUGUACAUCACAGGGUGUGUGCAUGUGUUGGUGAAGAGUGCUAUGUGUGCCCGAGGUAAGAGUAUGAGUACCGUUACGGGGCAUGCGCCUGCAGCCACCAUAUCCAAUGGCCCCGCCUUUCACGGUGCAAACGAUGCCUUUGGGAUUUGUCCUCGCUGAACCAAUGGGCAAACGAGGUUGCCAUACGCGAUGGGAGAGGUGAGGUUAUAAGAGGCGAAAUGGAGGGGAACAGACAGGGAGAAGGGCGGUGAAGCGAGGGGGGAACGAAGAGAAGCGAGGGGUUCCGUGGAUCGUGUGGGAGCAGGGAGGCAGACAACGAAUGCGACUACGAAUGCUUACGAAACCUCGCGACGUCAACGUAUAACAAAACUCUGUUUAAAAUACCCAUAGUGUUUUUUUAAAGAGGUACGAGAGACAACGAUUCACGAUAGAAAGUUUGGUCUAGUUAACGGUGGAAUCGGUGCGGUGACAGUGUCUACGGCGUGUUCGAAAACGUGAUAGGUGUGACUGCGCAGUCGCCAUGUGAGUACCUGAACGAGUAUCCGAAACUCCAUGCAAUGUUGUGUGCCUUCGAUAUUUUUAGUCUCCUUGUAGAUCCGUAUCGAUGGUAUUCCGACCGCGAUUACAACGUACACGGUAUAUCGAUACUCGAAAAUUACCGCGAGCUACACAAAGUAUAGAACACACUGUGCGUUAUGUCCCGCCGGAUCUUCGAACGUGCUUUAUUUUGUAAUCCAAUAUGUCGGCGUCGGAGACGCUGUUCUCUAUUCGACGAGAUACAAUUCCACGGUUUCGCGUGUCUCAGUUGCUCCGACGAAUAAGUUACAUCGGACGAACACUCGUCGAGGAAACCGCGUGUGUUGUUAUUAUCAUCAUCGCCGUUAUUACCAUUAUGGCGAAAUCCAUGUUGUCAACCGCCCCCUAGUGCAGCAGAUUGAAAAGAUUAAAAGUGAUAUUCUAACAAAAAAUAUCUAUAUACAAUGGCAAGGAAAAAAGACAUUAAAUUGCUGAGAGUUUAAUAGUGGAAAAAAUACUUCUUUUUCUAAAGGAAGUUUAACUUCGAAUAAUAAAAAGGUAUAGGAAAACAUGACAGAUGUUAAACCAAUUGGAAUCUCUCAAAAUCAGCCACAACAAACACAGCAACAGCAAUCACAGCAACAACAGCAGCAACAGCAACAACAACAACCUCAACAACAGCAGCAGCAACAGCCACAACAGCAGCAAAUGAUGAUCGCAACCCAUGAUAUUCAACAACAGCAAAAUGUACAACAACAACAACAACAGCACGUUCAACAGCAGCAACAGUCCCAGCAACAACAAGCACAGCAACAAGUACAAUCUCAACAAGUUCAACCACAACAACAGAUUCAGCAACAAGUACAGUCCCAACAGCAAAUGCAAGUUCAGCAGCAAGUUCAGCAGCAGGUUCAGCAACAAGUACAACAACAUGUUCAACAGCAGCAGCAACAGCAACAACAGCAGCAGCAGUCUCAACAGCAACAAUCUAAUAAUGGACAGCAUAAUGUUGUUCCUACUCAAGUCCAAGUGCAGCCACAGGUAGCAGCAAUCAUGCCUCAGCAACAGGGUGCUGUUGCAGUAUCAAUGCAACAACAUCAACAGCAAGGAGGUGUGUCUAUGACUCUAUCCGGUCAGCAGGGAGCAACAACCAUAACUACAAUGGCUGCACACCCACAAGCUGUACAAGUUAUUCAGCAACCUAUGCAAAACCAAGCAUAUCACUUACAACAACUCUAUAAUACUCAGGGAACUCCGUUACUGAUGCCAGGAAACUUAGCUCUUCAUCCUGCAGGACUUAAUCCUUCCUCUAUACAGGUCAUAACUGCUGGAAAGCCAUUUCAGUCAGCUGCUCAACUUACACCUCACAUGCUAACUACCGCGUCGACGCCAGGUCAAGGCGGAGGUCAUCCCGCAGGUGGAGGUACAAAAGUACAAGGAUUUCCUACGGGAUACUUACCAGUACCUACUUCUGCUACACCAGGAGCUGGACAGACUUUAGUAUUUGGUCAACUAGGUGUAUUGGGUUCCCCACAACCCCCUCCCUCUUUACAGCAGCAACAGCAACAACAGUCUGCAAACAAACAAGAUCAAGUACAAAAGUAUACCACGUGCACUGCAGCUACGCCAUCGGGCGGAAGGGGCGGUAUGCAAUUUGCUCCUUGGCAAUUUACACCACAAGUUGCUUGGACAGGGAUACAACCACCAGCACUUCUAACUAAUCAGAUAUUCAUUAGAGGACCUACUCAACCUGACAUGUUUAUACAAAGCCCACAACCUAUACAAGCUCAUAAUGCACUGGCUACGCAACAACAAAUUCAAGGGGUACAACAAAUUGCUGCAGCUAGUGCAAAACCAAAGGUGAUGGAUAUGCAACAGCAACAACAGCAGCAGGGUAAGCAAAGCACGGGUGGUCAACGACCGUUGAGUAUUUUGCCGUCCUCUCUACAAGCAGUACAAGCUGCCAGUAUACGAGCUGCCAGUUCCGUUUCAACGCAAACUGUUCACGGAGUUCAAGCCACGGUACAUGUACAGAGUGGAAAAGGAAGCGGUAGUGGCGGUAAAGGUCGUGGUAAACCAUUGCAAUCGCCGCAACAACCGCAGCAACAGUCACAGCAAGCGAUGCAACAACAUCAACAGGUUUUUAUUCAACAGAAGCAGCAUGCGCAGCAGCAACAGAUGCAACAACAGUACCAACAACCGCAAUUGCAAGCAUCGCAACAGCAACAAAUACAGCCUAAACCAAUAAUGACAAACAUGACUCUACAACAGCAACAACAACCUGGAGUGGUUCUUGGCGGAGAACGCCCGAUUAUGCCUGUGGUAUCCGUAGGCGGAGUUGGUGUUGGUGUUGGAGUUGCUACUACAUCUCAAAUGAAUCAAGUACAACAGUCACAGAUGGCUAAUGUACAGCAAUUACCAUUACAGGCGAUCAAUUCGACAAUAAUUGGUAGUCAAAUAGUUAGCGGGACGUCACAGGUUCAAACGAUGUCUAUGGUGAAUCAGUUGACAGAUCAAACGCACGAUAAUACUAAUUCCACCAUAAUGAUUACAUCUCCUGAUCGUAGUCAUCAAACCGAAUGUACCUUAGUAUUACCAUCGACUACAAAUGCUUCAAUUACAAGCGAAGAAAAUUCUAAAUUAAUGUUGAAAAAGGAAGAGACAAUGCCCCUUACGAUAGAAGAAAUUACAGUAGCUCAACCAGAAGUGACAGACGGGGACCAAUGUAAAAUAGUUAUAAAAGACGAAGAUAAUUCAACUAUGAAGACAGAAGAGAAAUGCAACAAUCCGUUAACAGGACUAGCGAACACGAUUAAUUCUAUUACGAAUGGUAUUAGCAACGACGAGUCUGUAACAAUUCCCGUGUCAGUGUCAGUUACUGCAAACAGCAAACAUGUGCCUCCAAAAGCAAUGGUCAAACCACAAGUUCUCACGCAUGUAAUCGAAGGCUUUGUUAUACAAGAAGCAUCCGAACCAUUUGCCGUUAAUCGAACAUCGUUAAAUAACACAGUUAAUCAAGACACAAAUAAUAUUUUAAAUCGUAAUAAUUCAUCGUCUGAAAAGGAGAACCAUGAAGAACCUCCAAGGAAAAAGCAUGCACCUAAUUAUCCCGGUGACGACGACGGAAAUAAUGCUCAAAUUGGAAAGUGCGAAUCUUGCGGUACUUUAGUGGACGAGCAAAAUAUCAAGUUCAAAAAGGAAAAGCGAUUCUGUUCAUCUGGUUGUGCAAAGAGCAAAAAACGUGAAGCGAGAGAUCGCGACGGUAACGAGAAACAGUGGACUGAAUUGAUAGAGACUGAAUCGAAAAAUCUUGACGGAGACAUGAUGAAGAAGAAUGGGGAAGAUAAAUUAUUGUCCACUACAACUACAACUUCCUCAGUCGAUGAAACACUGCCAAAAGUUAAUCCUGUAAAAUGGACGGUUGGAGAAGUAUGUGAUUUUAUUCGUGGUUUACCGGGGUGUGCUGACUAUGCAGAAGAUUUUGCUAUUCAAGAAAUCGAUGGUCAAGCACUUAUGUUACUCAAAGAGGACCACCUUAUGUCAGCCAUGAGUAUUAAAUUAGGUCCUGCAUUAAAAAUUGUAGCCAGGAUCGAUUCGAUGCGUGUAGAGUCGCUAUCAAAUUCUAAUCCCACAUCUAAUAAUACGUAAACGUUUACUGCUUGAGAUUUUUAUCUGCGGAAUUUCAAGUUGCAGCCUAUGGGCUACAGGGUUUGUGCAAGUAUUUGAUCGGAUUGUAGAUUUAAGAUUUCUAAGAAAAACAUGAAAUAUCUUUUUUUUUAUAAAAAUACAGUGUUUUUGUAUUUUUUUAAAUUUCAUUUCCAUGAAACUCAUUUUUUUUCGUAUAGAACAAUAAUACCGAUUACUAAGUUUUAGUAUUUCAAAGUGUACCGCUAUAAUUUAAAGAUCGAUCUAUGUAAGACUAACUCUAUGUUUCGUACUAUUUCCUAAUAUAUCAAACGACUAUAUUGAUAUUUCGAAUAAAAGCAUAGAUAUUAUUUAAUUUUUAGUUCGACAGUACCAUACUGGCAAUACGAUAUAACCUUUGAUAAGUCUUACACCGAUUGAUUUUUAUAAAUGUAAAUAAAAAUCAAUUUCUGUUUUUUCAUUUGUAAUUUGAAAUGUAUGUAUAUUGCAUUUAGGAAUUUCUUUUUUUUUUUUUUUUUUUUUUUAAUAUUAUUCUAUGAGGUAUGGUUGACUAGAACUAUCAAGAAACUGAGUACAAAUUAUGUCCAUUACACAAAAAGGAAAAAGACGUUGUAUAUAAACUAUCCAGCAUAUAUACGAUGUAUUUUGUACUCGAAAAUUACAUUUGGAAGGUGUACAAAAAUUAUUGCCUUCUAUAAGACUUACGGUAAUACUGAAAGAAAAUUUGGCAUUUUUAAAACGUUAGCCUUUGUGAUGAAUAAGUAGAAAUUUAUGUGCGUGACAAUUUUAAAUUGAUAUAUAAGACAAUUGAAGCAACGCGAUUAACGGUAUCGACCAUGUACUUUGUAAAUGUAUCAUGUGCACUCAACUUGCAUACGUGUAAAUAUUAAACAUAAAAUGUUUAUUUAAUAUACAAAUUUUAUAAUA